AUGGCUGACGAUCAGAAAGAAGAGUCUGUCGAUGUAGCAGUCGCCGUAACUGUCGCUGUCGAGGCAUCACCUAAGCUGUUGAUAAAUGGCGAAGAAUUCACCGCAUGUUCGGAUCACGACGUAGCGGGAUCAUCGCCUUCAGAAGAUGAAGUAGAUCGCAAAUAUACCCACUCUCCUAUUGAUUCUCACUCCGACAACGAUGUAAAAGAUGGAACUGAACCUUUUCAACCUCCCAGUGAAGAACUCUCUGACAAAAUCGUCACCCAAGUCGAAUUUUAUUUAAGCGACGAUAAUCUGGCUAAAGAUGCCUUUCUUCUGAAGCAUGUCCGUCGAAACAAAGAAGGAUAUGUCAAUUUAAAGCUUAUAACGUCUUUCAAGAAAGUGAAGACCCUAACUAAAGAUUACAGAGUCGUUGCUCAAGCCCUGGAAAAGUCAAAGGAGCUUUCGUUGAAUUCAGAAAAGACGAAAGUUCGAAGGAAUACUGCCCUGCCAGCUGAACUUCUCGAACGCAAUCCUGGCCGAACCGUUGUGGUAACGGGACUUGAGAAUGCUUCAAUGGAAAGCGUGAGCGAAAUGUUUUCAAAAUGUGGUGAGAUUGAGUUAAUCCGCAUCGUUCGCCCAGGGAAAACGAUUCCAGACGAUCUGAGGUCCUAUUUUUCCAAACAUCCAGAACUAGAGACGGAGACUUGUGCUGUUGUGGCGUUUGAAACCAUGGCUGCGGCAGCUCGAGCCUGCAGUGAUAUGUCAAAAGAGGGCGGUAUGAAAGUGGUUGAACUUGGCAAGCAAGGACCCAAAAAGGAAAAAUCGAAGUCCAAGUCAAAAUCAAAGGACAGAGGAAGCGAUGUUGUGCGAGAUUCUGACGAGGAACACGACGAAUCCUCAAAGAAACGUCGGAAUAGAAAGAAGAACAAACGAGUACAGGAACUGAUGGGAAAAAAUUCUGAUGAUAACUUCUCAAGCUCGUGUUCCUCCGAUACUGAUAAUUCCUACUCAUCAUUCAGCAGCUGCCGACGUCGACAAAACAGUGGGGGAAGCUAUACCCCAGAUAGGAGUACAUCUCCUGUCAGCAACAGCCCCAGUCCUCGCAGCAGUGCUGGUAACUGGCGGUCACCUCAGAGUAGUCCAGAGAUGUCCAGGAAGAUGGCAAACACUGGUGUAAAAGAAGGCAGCAGUAGUGCUCCAAAUAGCCCAUGGUCUCAGCGUCGUAAGUUUGCGUCACCAAAUCUUAGCCAUUCGCAACACACGAGUCCGCUCGUUGAGUCCUCUAGCCCGCGACACAGAAUGAUCCAGUUGGAGGGAGUGGAACGACUUCCCAAGGGACCUGAUGGCACCAAAGGGUUCCAUCACGGUCUUGGCAGAGGCAGGCCUCUUGCAGCAGUGGCUUAA
Messenger RNA from Porites evermanni, 1386 nucleotides. NCBI's taxonomy places the organism in Eukaryota, Metazoa, Cnidaria, Anthozoa, Scleractinia, Poritidae. The record is from the annotation of a GenBank genome assembly.